Messenger RNA from Bufo bufo (common toad), 2378 nucleotides. RefSeq names its product tweety family member 2 (gene TTYH2). Gene Ontology annotation, molecular function: volume-sensitive chloride channel activity; intracellularly calcium-gated chloride channel activity. The record is from RefSeq and is a predicted model, not a curated record. The coding region runs from base 88 to 1692 and encodes 534 amino acids. The transcript has 14 exons. NCBI's taxonomy places the organism in Eukaryota, Metazoa, Chordata, Amphibia, Anura, Bufonidae. Gene Ontology annotation, cellular component: plasma membrane.
CCCCCGCCAGUCUCUUCCCCUCAGUCAGUCAGUGUCCGGCUGUGCCGGGGAUGUGAGCUCCGGUCCCGGGAAGAUAAGCCGUCGGGGAUGGCGGCUGCACGCGUGGAAUACAUCACGCCCUGGUGGGUUUACUGGCUGCACAACAUCCCGCACGUGGAAUUCUCCCUGAGACCCGUAAGCAGCGACUUUAACCCGACAGCCCCGGAGUACCGGGAGUCGCUGCUGUUCUGGGCACUGGUCAUCGGCGUCUGUGCUUUCCUCAAUCUGCUGUUUGUCACCAUCUAUCUCGUCUGCUUCUGCUGCUGCAAGAAGGAAGAAGACACCGAAACCAAGAAAACCGGUUCCUGUUGCGUCACGUGGACCGCCACCGUGUCAGGCCUCCUGUGCUGUGCUGCGAUUGGCAUCGGUUUCUACGGCAACAGCGAGACCAAUGAUGGCGUCUACCAGCUGACGUACUCCCUGGAUGAUGCCAAUCAUACCCUAGCAGGAGUGGACACUCUGGUGUCUGGCACCAGCUUCAAGCUGAAGGAAAGCCUGGAUCAGCACCUGCUGCGUCUCAAUGAGAUAUUUGCAGAACAUGGAGAUUACGUCCAGACCCUACGCUUCAUGCAGAUCAUGGCCAACAACAUUGUCUCCCAGCUCUCCAUGUUACCGAACUGGCACGUGACCAGCGGACAGCUUUCCCUGGCUGCCCGGCAGGCUAGCGUCAUCGAGUAUUACAGAUGGCUGUCUUACCUAUUCAUAUUCAUCUUCGACCUGGUCAUCUGCCUCAUGACGUGUUUGGGGCUGGCCAAGCGCUCCAAGUGUCUCCUAGUCACGAUGUUGAGUUUUGGGCUGAUAACGGUGUUAUUAAGCUGGGCCUCCUUAGCCCUGGAAACGUCGGCUGCGGUGGGCACCAGUGAUUUCUGCGUGGCACCUGACAAAUUCAUCAUGAACAUGACACAAGAUCACAUCAGUGCAGAAGUCGUCCAUUAUUACUUGUACUGCAGCCAGAGUCUGAAGAACCCCUUCCAGCAGACCCUGAACGUCUUCCAGAAGUCGCUGACCACCAUGCAAAUCCAGAUACAAGGCUUACUUCAGUUUGCCGUGCCCAUAUUUCCUACUGCCCAGAAAGAUCUCCAGGGCAUCCAACUGCUGCUGAACACGUCCGAGUCUAACCUGCACCAGCUCACCGCUCUGCUGGACUGCCGAGGACUCCAUAAGGAUUACUUGGAGGCCCUUAUCGGCAUCUGCUACGACGGAGUGGAAGGACUUCUUUAUCUCGGCCUCUUCUCUCUCCUGGCAGCAUUUGCCUUCACCUCCAUGGUAUGUGCCGUACCACAAGCCUGGAAGCAUCUGGUGGCAAGAGACCGAGAUUACAACGACAUCGAUGAGGAAGAUCCCUUUAACCCUCAGGCCCGUCGCAUAGCGGUGCACAACCCCAACCGGGGGCAGCUGAGGAGCUUCUGCAGUUACAGCAGCAGUCUGGGCAGCCAGGCCAGUCUGCAGCCGCCAGGUCAAACCAUCUCCAACGCUCCCAUGGCCGAAUACAUGAACCAAGCAGCGCUUUUUGGUGGUAAUCCUCGCUACGAAAACGUUCCACUGAUCGGGAGAGGAUCGCCCCCACCCACGUAUUCCCCAAGUAUGAGGGCGACCUACCUUUCAGUCACUGAAGAGCCAUCCAAUAUUUAUGGCAAUGAGUAUCCAGCUUAGACCCCCCCCUCCCUCACCCUUAUCUGCCAGCUGACGGCGCAGCCUGUGGAGGCCUCCCCUCCUGCCAAGAGCUAAUGGAGAAGAGUCUGUCAUUUUUGGUUGAUAUAGGGGAGUAAUGGCUUGCAAGCCUUUCAGGCCGCAGGAAAAUCCCAUCUUACAGUGGACUGGACUAUGGUCACACUAUGGACAUGACUUGGAAAGAAGAAAUGCAAUAUAGCAAUUUUAAGGGUGUAUGAGAUUUUUAUUGGGGGGGGAGGGGCAUGAGUUGGGAAUAAUGGCUUCCCAAUCUCUCAAAUAUUGUCCCGUUGCAAUAUUUAUAUGACGGAGAAUACUAGAACAGGAAUACCACUGCUCCUUGCAGGUCUGUAUAUGCACCUUGCCCUAAAAUAGUGGAUAAAAAGUGGCUGAGGUCUAACGGUUUGGCUCUAUGGAGCCACCUGCUGGAAGACUGGGGUAACAACCACUCAACUGAUUUUUAUUUUUAUUUUUCUCUAAACUCAUAUCAGUAUUGCAGGGGCUCAGGAAACCCCACCAGAUGUGAAACUGAUGUAUCCUAAGCGUAUGUAAUGUUUUCUAUGUACACGAUUAUCGCCCGCUGACAGCAAGGGUGGUGAAGCUAUAUAGACUGAUAUAUGGUGACUACUUGUAUUGUUUUUACUUGUUUAAAAAAAAAAAUUGCUGCCCGA